Messenger RNA from Amphimedon queenslandica, 1174 nucleotides. RefSeq lists its product as uncharacterized. The transcript is spliced from 2 exons. Bases 129 to 710 code for a protein of 193 amino acids. NCBI's taxonomy places the organism in Eukaryota, Metazoa, Porifera, Demospongiae, Haplosclerida, Niphatidae. The record is from RefSeq and is a predicted model, not a curated record.
AUAAAUGCAAUAUAUAUAACAAUAUAGGUUUAUAUACAUGUAUAUGUAGAUAGCUGGGUAAAACUUAAAAACUGUGUCAAUCAAGUGAACGGACAGUUAAUCUAUUUAAUCUCUAUAUCUAUCCAGUGAUGUCAGAUGUAAUAGAAGUAUUGAUUAAUGUUGCUCUGGACUACAUGGAUAAACAGAUAUCUCAUUUAAGUCCAGGAGUCUACAAAGAAAUAAAGAAGUAUUUCAAAGAAAAUCACAGUGAAUUAAUAGAAGAAAUAAAGAAAUAUGGGAUCAAAAAAGUAAAGGAGCUCAUGGAAAAAGUGAAAAAGCCAAUUGUGGAAUUUCUUAAAAAAUUGAUGUCUGAUGACAGAGCAGAUAAAAAAGGUGUCGACAAUAAAAAUGCUGAUGACAAAAAUGACUAUAAAGGUGAUACCAAUAAUGGUGGUGCCAGAAAGACAAGUAAUGACAGGAAGGUAGCAAAAUGUGUUACAAAAGGGAUUGCAAGAGAGGAAGCAAAAGUGAUAGGUAAAAGUGUCGUUAAGACUACUGCUUUGGGAGCAGCUAAAGGUAAAACAAAGGUUAUACAAUGUUAUGUAGCUAGAGAAAGCACUAAGCAAGCUGUAAUUUGUGGUACUUCAAGUAUUGUCUUAAAGGAAACUUCACAAAUGGUUCUCAAAGUAGGAACAAAAAAAUUGCAACACAAGGAGUCAAGCAAGGACUGAAAUCACUCGGAAAAGGAGCUGCAUGCACUGGGAUUAGACUAGCAGCAGAUGUUGCCCAAGCAGGAUUGGAGCGCUAUGGAUAUAAGAAGACAGGGAAAGUUGUAGGAGCAUCUGGAAAUGUUGCAUCUGGUGCUAUAUAUGGUGCUGCACUAGGCGGACCAGUAGGAGCAGGUGUUGGUGCAAUGGUUGGAUUUGGGCUCUGGGGAGCUGGAGAAAUUGUCUUCAUGCUCUUUGAACAAUAAUUAUGAACGUGUGUAUCUUUUUUGCUUAAUUUUGUUUUGCCUAAUGCCAUUGUGACAAUGGUGAUACAUUUACGUGUACAAUAAUGUUAGUGUGCAUUGUUAUCAUUAAUUUGUGAUAUGUAUUACAUGUGUGUUAAUGAAAUCAAUAUAAUGUAUGAUUAAUUAAUGAUUCACUGAGUGAUUUUGUGUGAAUUUUUGUUCUAUGAUACUUGGACUAAGAUU